Molecule: messenger RNA, 363 nt
Organism: Heterostelium album PN500
Lineage: Eukaryota; Evosea; Eumycetozoa; Acytosteliales; Acytosteliaceae
Exons: 2
Coding region: 1-363 (120 amino acids)
Source: RefSeq, a predicted model, not a curated record
AUGUCAACUGAAAUACUUGAUCAUUGGAAAGUAGUCACUGAAUGUGAUCAAUUGGAUACUGAAUUCACAAACUGUGGAUCACAAUUGGUUGUAUUAUACUUUGGACAACCAAAUUGUAUUGGAUGUGAACAAAUCAGAGGUUUGAUGAUUUCACUCCCAGCUAAAUACCCAAAGGUUAAGUUUCUUCAGAUUCCGAGCAACAGUCCAGUGAAAAGAGAUCACUAUUGUUGUAAUGAUAUGAUGGUCUUCCCUGCUACUCGUUUCUAUAAGAAUUGGAAAUACCCAGAUCAAAGAGAUCAUCUACAGAUUGCUAUAGGUGCAUGUGGUAGUGUCAUUGAAGACUUGAUUAAACAAUACCAAUAG